Messenger RNA from Trichosurus vulpecula (common brushtail), 1902 nucleotides. RefSeq names its product G protein subunit beta 2 (gene GNB2). Bases 532 to 1554 code for a protein of 340 amino acids. Gene Ontology annotation, molecular function: signaling receptor complex adaptor activity; protein binding. Gene Ontology annotation, cellular component: cytoplasm; heterotrimeric G-protein complex. Lineage: Eukaryota; Metazoa; Chordata; Mammalia; Diprotodontia; Phalangeridae. The transcript has 10 exons. Gene Ontology annotation, biological process: G protein-coupled receptor signaling pathway. The record is from RefSeq and is a predicted model, not a curated record.
CCCCACCCCUCCUGGGCUGGUACCAACGGGACCGGUCCCUGGAGGGAGCUUCUGCUCCGCUUGGAGGGCACGAUUCCCUCCUUCCGGCUCCGUCCCGCAGGGACAGAGCGAACCUGCCUGCCUGUGCGGGCACGGAGCGAACGCCCGCGUCGUGCGGCGUGUUUUUCCACGCCGUACCCUCCUACGCCAGUUGGUCUCAUCCUCGGCCGGACCCAGGGCGCGGCGGGCCACAGCCAUCACGUCACGAGCGGGCGGGAUCCCUCCGCUGCAGGGAGAGCAGUGUAGGCUGCACUCACUUGGGGAGACUUUGAGAGAUCCAUCCGCCGCCGCCUCCGCCGCGGAGGGAGACAGGGACCUUGAGCGCGUCCCUGCGACCCCCCCUCUCCACCGCACAGAUCCACCACCACAGGCCUUCGUGCCCCGUGAAUGUUUUGGGGGCACCAACCUCUGACUCGGCCCCCUCCCCAGAUCUCCUUGGACGCUGAAGAGCUAGCUGUGUAGCCCCCGGGGCCCUGCUGCCCUGCUGCCACCAUGAGUGAAUUGGAGCAGCUGAGACAGGAGGCGGAGCAGCUCCGGAACCAGAUACGGGAUGCUCGGAAAGCAUGUGGGGAUUCAACAUUGACCCAGAUAACCGCUGGGCUGGACCCUGUUGGAAGAAUCCAGAUGAGAACACGACGGACCCUCCGUGGUCACUUGGCAAAAAUCUAUGCCAUGCACUGGGGGACAGACUCAAGGCUGCUGGUCAGUGCUUCACAGGAUGGAAAACUCAUCAUUUGGGACAGUUAUACCACCAAUAAGGUCCAUGCUAUCCCUCUCCGAUCCUCUUGGGUCAUGACCUGUGCCUAUGCGCCCUCAGGGAAUUUUGUGGCUUGUGGGGGGCUAGACAACAUCUGCUCCAUCUACAGUCUCAAAACCCGAGAGGGCAAUGUCAGGGUCAGCAGAGAGCUGCCAGGCCACACUGGAUACCUGUCCUGCUGCCGAUUCUUAGAUGAUAACCAGAUCAUCACUAGCUCUGGAGAUACCACCUGUGCCCUGUGGGAUAUAGAAACAGGACAGCAGACAGUGGGCUUUGCAGGACACAGCGGGGAUGUAAUGUCCCUAUCUCUGGCUCCGGAUGGCCGAAGCUUCGUCUCUGGUGCCUGUGAUGCUUCCAUCAAGCUGUGGGAUGUUCGGGACUCCAUGUGCCGGCAAACUUUUACAGGCCAUGAGUCUGACAUCAAUGCUGUGGCCUUCUUUCCAAAUGGCUAUGCCUUCACCACGGGCUCUGAUGACGCCACAUGCCGCCUCUUUGACCUUCGGGCAGACCAGGAGCUGCUCAUGUACUCUCAUGACAACAUCAUCUGCGGCAUCACCUCCGUCGCCUUCUCCCGAAGUGGCCGCCUGCUGCUGGCUGGCUAUGACGACUUCAACUGCAACAUCUGGGACGCCAUGAAAGGCGAUCGGGCAGGUGUCCUUGCUGGCCAUGACAACCGUGUUAGCUGUCUUGGGGUGACUGAUGAUGGUAUGGCUGUGGCCACGGGUUCCUGGGACUCCUUCCUCAAGAUCUGGAACUAGCUGCCACACCCCCAAUGUAUCAGGCCAAGACGGGGGAGGGAGGGCCAUGCCCCACACUACAGGCCAGGAGCUGGGGGGGGAGGGAGGGGACUGGUGGAACACACCUGGGCCUGGGCUCCCUCCUCCCUGGGGCUCAUUUCCUCCCCCAGAUAAUGGGGAUGGGAUUGGGGGGGGGACACCUCCCUACCCUCUUCUUUGCCUUCCCUGGUCAGGAGCCUCUCCCUGCUGGAGGGCCAGGGUCAGGGCCAAGAGUGGGAAGCUCCAGGAAGUGGCUUUUUAAAACUGGUUUUAUUUUAAUUUUUAUUAUAUUUUCUGUUUUUCCAUAAAGGAACCAAUUCCAACUCUGUA